AUGGUUGUCGAUGGCCAAGAAGCCCCAGUUGUCGAAGGAGCCCAAGUUGAGCAGCAAAUGAACGAAGCAGCCCAAAACGAGCAAAGACCAGCUCAACAAAAGACUGGAAAAAUGAUCGACGAUGGAAAUGUUGGCAACAGCGCCAAAAUGUUUGUUGGAGGCCUUUCGAAAAACACCACCACUGAAAGCUUAAAAGCCUACUUCUCCAACUUCGGCGAAGUCCAGGACGUCGUCGUCAAAGUAGAUCCAAACACGCAACAGUCACGUGGCUUCGGCUUCGUUCUUUUCAUCAACGAAGAGUCGGUCGAAGCUGUCGUCGCCCAACAACACCACGAACUUGACGGCAAAAAGAUCGAUCCUAAAAAAGCUCAACGACGCGAUGGAAAGAUGUUCGUUGGCGGCGUUCUUCCAGCGACUACCGACGACGAAAUCAAAGCCUAUUUCGAGCAAUUCGGAGAAGUCGAAGAAAUCAUCCGUCCAGUAAACAAAGAGUCCAACGAGAACAAACCCUUCUGCUUCGUUCUUUUCAAGCGCGAUGGUGUUCUCUCCAAGUGUACAAAACAACGAUUCCACGAGAUUAACGGCAAGCGAUGCGAAUGCAAAGCUUCGUUUCCCAAGGAUGGCCAACAAGGAGGCGGCAUGCGAGGUGGUCGAGGAAACUACCACGGAGGUAAUCAAUUUGGCGGUGGACACUUUGCUGGCGGUUUCGGCGGUGGAUAUGGAGGACAAUAUGGUGGUGGAUUCGGCGGACAAAGCUACGGAGCACCGCAAGGCGGAUAUGGAGGAUACCCACCACAGCAGGGAUACGGCGGAUACCAAGGAGGUCCAGGUGGGCCAUCUCCUUACGGCGGCGGGUACGGCGGAAACCAGCAGCAAUACGGUGGCGGACGCGGUGGCAGUGGAGGUCGAGGCGGCGCUCCCGGUGGACGAGGAGGCCGAGGUCGUGGGGGCCCCCGACAAGGCUUCUCUCCUUACUAG
Messenger RNA from Oikopleura dioica, 978 nucleotides. Lineage: Eukaryota; Metazoa; Chordata; Appendicularia; Copelata; Oikopleuridae. The record is from the annotation of a GenBank genome assembly.